CAGAGAAGCGGCCGCGGCGGUAGAGGCGGCGGAGACGGUUUCUCCAUCUCACCCCCCCUCCCCUUACCCCUCAGAGUUUCCCUCCCUCCCUCCUUCCUAGUCUGGGCAUCGGGGCCUGUGACCGCUUCGUUAGCGGAGAGGGAGCUGCCAGUCCUCUUCGGUGGGCCUAUGCCCUGCGCCGUUCGCGGGGCCUCAUGCUGAGAGGGACACGCAGUAAGAAGCGGUCGUAGCAGCUUUGCGGUGAGAGCACGCCGGGCCGGGGAUCCUGGUGGCGGGUAACGCGGGACUCGAGGGUUAUUAGUGCAUCCCUGAGUAUGAAUGCAGAAUGAAGCGACGUUUGGAUGACCAAGAAUCACCAGUGUAUGCGGCUCAGCAGCGGCGGAUCCCUGGUAACACAGAGGCUUUUCCUCAUCAGCACCGAGUGCUUGCCCCCGCCCCUCCUGUGUAUGAAGCUGUGGCCGAGACCAUGCAGUCAGCCACGGGCAUUCAGUACUCCGUCACUCCCAGUUAUCAGGUUUCAGCUGUGCCACAGGGCUCUGGUGGCAGUCAUGGACCCACCAUAGCAGCGGUUCAUAGCAGCCAUCAUCACCCAACAGCUGUGCAGCCCCACGGAGGCCAGGUGGUCCAGAGUCAUGCUCAUCCAGGCCCACCAGUUGCACCAGUGCAGGGACAGCAGCAGUUUCAGAGGCUCAAGGUGGAGGAUGCACUGUCCUAUCUUGACCAGGUGAAGCUGCAGUUUGGUAGUCAGCCUCAGGUCUACAAUGAUUUCCUUGACAUCAUGAAGGAAUUUAAAUCACAGAGCAUCGACACUCCAGGAGUGAUAAGUCGUGUGUCCCAGCUCUUCAAAGGCCACCCAGACCUGAUCAUGGGCUUCAAUACCUUCUUGCCUCCUGGCUACAAGAUUGAGGUGCAAACCAAUGACAUGGUGAAUGUGACAACUCCUGGCCAGGUCCAUCAGAUUCCCACCCAUGGCAUCCAGCCCCAGCCUCAACCACCACCCCAACAUCCUUCCCAGCCUUCAGCCCAGUCAGCCCCAGCUCCUGCCCAGCCAGCUCCUCAGCCCCCACCUGCCAAAGUCAGCAAGCCUUCCCAACUACAAGCACAUACUCCCGCCAGCCAGCAGACCCCCCCACUCCCACCAUACGCAUCCCCACGCUCUCCACCUGUCCAACCUCAUACACCAGUGACAAUCUCGUUGGGAACGGCCCCAUCCUUGCAGAACAAUCAGCCUGUGGAGUUUAAUCAUGCUAUCAACUAUGUUAAUAAGAUCAAGAACAGGUUCCAGGGCCAACCAGACAUCUAUAAAGCAUUCCUGGAAAUUUUGCACACAUAUCAGAAAGAGCAGCGAAAUGCCAAGGAAGCUGGAGGAAACUACACUCCAGCGUUGACUGAGCAGGAGGUUUAUGCCCAGGUGGCUCGCCUUUUUAAAAAUCAGGAAGAUCUGUUGUCAGAAUUUGGACAGUUUUUACCAGAUGCCAACAGCUCUGUGCUUUUAAGCAAAACAACUGCAGAGAAGGUUGAUUCUGUGAGAAAUGACCAUGGAGGCACUGUGAAGAAGCCCCAACUGAACAACAAGCCACAGAGGCCCAGCCAGAAUGGCUGCCAGAUCCGGAGGCACUCUGGAACAGGAACCACCCCUCCGGUGAAGAAGAAACCCAAACUUCUCAGCCUAAAGGAUUCUUCUAUGGCAGAUGCCAGCAAGCAUGGUGUAGGAACUGAAUCAUUAUUUUUUGAUAAGGUUCGAAAGGCUCUGCGGAAUGCAGAGGCCUAUGAAAAUUUCCUGCGCUGUCUUGUUAUCUUUAACCAGGAGGUGAUCUCUCGGGCUGAGCUUGUGCAAUUAGUCUCUCCUUUCCUGGGGAAAUUCCCUGAAUUGUUUAAUUGGUUUAAAAACUUUCUGGGCUAUAAGGAGUCUGUACAUUUGGAAACCUUUCCAAAGGAACGAGCUACAGAAGGCAUUGCCAUGGAAAUAGAUUAUGCCUCUUGUAAACGGUUGGGUUCCAGCUACCGAGCCCUCCCAAAGAGUUACCAGCAGCCCAAGUGUACAGGACGGACUCCUCUCUGUAAAGAGGUUUUAAAUGAUACCUGGGUUUCCUUCCCUUCCUGGUCUGAAGACUCCACCUUUGUUAGUUCCAAGAAAACUCAGUAUGAAGAACAUAUCUAUCGUUGUGAAGAUGAACGCUUUGAGCUUGAUGUAGUUUUAGAGACCAAUCUGGCAACAAUCCGGGUUCUGGAAGCAAUACAGAAGAAGCUUUCCCGCUUGUCUGCUGAGGAACAAGCCAAAUUUCGCUUGGACAACACCCUUGGGGGCACAUCAGAAGUCAUCCAUCGAAAAGCACUCCAGAGGAUAUAUGCUGACAAAGCAGCCGACAUCAUUGAUGGUCUGAGGAAGAACCCCUCCAUUGCUGUCCCCAUUGUACUUAAAAGGUUGAAGAUGAAAGAGGAAGAAUGGCGAGAAGCCCAGAGGGGCUUUAACAAGGUGUGGCGAGAGCAAAAUGAGAAAUACUACUUGAAGUCUCUGGACCAUCAGGGUAUCAACUUUAAACAGAAUGACACCAAGGUCCUGAGGUCUAAGAGCUUACUCAACGAGAUUGAGAGUAUCUAUGAUGAGCGGCAAGAGCAGGCUACUGAAGAAAAUGCUGGCGUACCUGCUGGCCCACACCUCUCUCUGGCCUAUGAAGACAAGCAGAUCCUGGAGGACGCCGCUGCCCUGAUUAUCCACCAUGUGAAGAGACAGGCAGGCAUUCAGAAGGAGGACAAGUACAAAAUCAAGCAGAUCAUGCAUCACUUCAUUCCAGAUCUGCUGUUUGCUCAGAGGGGUGAUCUCUCGGAUGUAGAAGAAGAGGAAGAAGAAGAGAUGGAUGUAGAUGAGGCCACAGGGGUGGCUAAGAAGCACAAUGGGGUUGGGGGCAGCUCCCCUAAGUCCAAGCUACUGUUUAGUAACACAACAGCACAGAAGCUAAGAGGGAUGGAUGAAGUGUACAACCUCUUCUAUGUUAACAACAACUGGUACAUCUUUAUGCGACUGCACCAGAUUCUUUGCUUGAGACUUCUGCGGAUUUGUUCCCAAGCAGAACGGCAGAUCGAAGAAGAAAACCGAGAAAGGGAGUGGGAGCGGGAAGUGCUGGGCAUAAAGCGAGACAAGAGUGACAGUCCUGCCAUUCAGCUCCGUCUUAAAGAACCUAGUGAGUGCCUAGACUGCUGGUUUACAGAAGAUGUGUUCACAGAAGAUGUGAGGGUGGAUGUUGAUGUAGAAGAUUAUUACCCAGCUUUCCUGGAUAUGGUGCGGAGCCUGCUGGAUGGCAACAUUGACUCAUCACAAUAUGAAGAUUCACUGCGAGAGAUGUUCACCAUUCAUGCCUACAUUGCCUUCACCAUGGACAAGCUCAUCCAGAGCAUCGUCAGACAGGUGAGGGCGAGGCUGCAGCACAUUGUGAGUGAUGAGAUCUGUGUGCAAGUGACUGACCUUUACCUGGCAGAAAACAAUAAUGGGGCUACUGGAGGCCAGCUGAACACACAGACUUCGAGGAGUCUCUUGGAGUCAGCAUAUCAGCGGAAAGCCGAACAGCUCAUGUCAGAGGAGAACUGCUUUAAGCUUAUGUUCAUUCAGAGCCAAGGCCAGGUUCAGCUGACUAUUGAGCUUUUGGACACAGAAGAGGAGAACUCAGAUGACCCUGUAGAAGCAGAGCGCUGGUCAGACUAUGUGGAGCGAUACAUGAAUUCUGAUACUACCUCUCCUGAGCUUCGUGAGCAUCUAGCACGGAAACCAGUAUUUCUCCCAAGGAACCUGCGGCGGAUCCGGAAGUGUCAGCGUGGUCGAGAACAGCAAGAAAAGGAAGGGAAGGAAGGAAACAGCAAGAAGAGCAUGGAGAAUGUGGAUAGCCUGGAUAAACUGGAGUGUAGGUUCAAGCUGAACUCCUACAAGAUGGUGUAUGUGAUCAAGUCCGAGGACUACAUGUAUCGGAGGACUGCCUUGCUCCGGGCUCAUCAGUCCCAUGAACGUGUAAGCAAGAGGCUGCAUCAGAGGUUCCAGGCCUGGGUAGAUAAGUGGACCAAGGAGCAUGUGCCCCGUGAAAUGGCAGCGGAGACCAGCAAGUGGCUCAUGGGUGAGGGGCUGGAGGGCCUGGUACCCUGUACCACCACCUGUGACACAGAGACUCUGCAUUUUGUGAACAUUAACAAGUACCGUGUCAAAUACGGCACAGUGUUCAAAACCCCAUAACUGCGAAGUCAGAGCAGAUAACUUGAAGGAGGUGUAUGUGUGAGGGGGGUGCGGUUCAUGUGCCCUCACACACACUGAAGAAAUGAGGAAGAUGCCUUUCAAGCCUCACUGGGCCUCUCUGGGACAUGGCCACCUGAUCUGUCUGUGCUCUGGAACUUUCCCCAAGGGUUUAGGAUCCUGGAGGGAAAGGAAAUCCACUCAAGCAUAAACACACAGCUUGCUUGCACACACCAGCAGAGCUAAGACUGGAGUCUCCUGGGGCCUGACCUUCGAAGAAGGAACCAGGUGCUAUUCAAACCUUGGCUGGAUGGGUGAACGUUGACAAACUAACUGGGGAAGGACUCAAUGCUCAGAUGGUUUGUAACUCUGAUGGUCAGUGCUCCUCUUCUCUUCCUCCCACCCCCCAAAAGGGGGACAAAACUGGAUUUGAUUUUUUUGUUUUAUUUUUUCCUGAUCACUCAAGCACAUUUAGAGCAUCCAUUAGGUUUUAUGUGGGACCCACAAUUUGGCUUUGGGAUUGAUCAUCUUGUGGAUUUGAUUCCUGCCGAAUCCCUUGUUGCCUCCCUUUUACUUUCUCCUCUGGUUAUCAACCUCAACAAGUUCAAAUCAGUUAUUUUUAGCUCCCAAGGAACUGUUUUGUAUCUGCUUCUUUACCAGUCUUCCCCAGUGCCAUCCACCAGCUUUACUCUUUCUCUCAAACACACCAAUUUUAACGGGGGUUUUCUUUUUUCUUUUUUGUAAAUAAUGUACAUACUGUCAAUUUUUUAUUAAAAGAAAUAUGCUUUGAUGUGCUAGCAUAACUGCUCUAGCUUCUUGUGUACCAUAGUUCUAUGUGACUUCAGAUUUAGUACCUAUGAACAGGUGUGCAAGACAUUUAUUACACUUUUUACCAAAGGGAGUUAUGGUUGUAGUACUUUUGUGUAAAACUUGUCUUCCCCUUGCCCCAAAACUUUUUUAAAAAAAAUAAUAAAGUUUGGUUCUCAAGGAA
Molecule: messenger RNA, 5207 nt
Organism: Myotis myotis
Lineage: Eukaryota; Metazoa; Chordata; Mammalia; Chiroptera; Vespertilionidae
Gene: SIN3A
Product: SIN3 transcription regulator family member A
Exons: 21
Coding region: 326-4219 (1297 amino acids)
Biological process (GO): negative regulation of transcription by RNA polymerase II
Cellular component (GO): chromatin
Molecular function (GO): transcription corepressor activity
Source: RefSeq, a predicted model, not a curated record